CUUUGCCUCGGUGUUCCUGUGUCUCGGUGACUUUGGCACGUUUUGUUUGCAUCGGUCUUGCAUGGUUUGGUACUGAAAAUGGAAGUUGUGUCAAAAAGUUUUCUGAUCUAAGCACUAUCUUCUGAUCUAUGACUUGUGCCAGCCAUUCGAGGUCAGAAAAAACCUCGUUCUAUUGCAGAUUGCAAAAGUAGCCUGAAAGAGGGCAUGGAGUGGACAAAUUUGACAUUGUCCACGAUUUUAAAGCGGCCGAGGUGGUGUUUACAGUUGUCAGGGAGUUCCAAUUUCAAGUCAACUUUCCUGGGCCUUAAACACACCAGACUGCUUUCAGCUACAUCAAAGAUGGCCGAAUCUAGCAAGAAAAGAGUCUGUAUGAUUGGAUCGGGUAACUGGGGCUCAGCUAUUGCAAAGAUUGUUGGCCCAAACGUAAAGAGGCAUGCUAUGUUCGAGGAGACAGUGAAAAUGUACACCCAUGAAGAAAUGGUGAAUGGUAGAAAACUGACGGAAAUCAUAAACACAGACCAUGAAAAUGUCAAAUACCUCCCAGGAUACAAGCUGCCAGAAAAUGUUAUUGCUGUCCCAGACUUAACUGAGUCCAUCUCUGAUGCUGAUGUUAUUAUUUUCAAUAUGCCUCAUCAGUUUGUAGUGCCAAUGUGCAGUCAGAUGAAAGGCUCAUUAAAGAAGGGUGCAACAGGCAUUUCUCUAAUUAAGAAUGAUCUGUUGCUAUUGAAUAGACAAAUUGCAGAUGCACAGGGCUUGAGCCAUACUUCUGUUGGUUUGAAACAAAUGUCAGAAGUCAUUGAAGACUGCCUGGGUUUGCAGUGUGGAGUACUUAUGGGUGCUAAUCUUGCAAAUGAGGUUGCUGAUGAAAAAUUCACAGAGGCAACUAUAGGCUGUAAUGAUAAAUCUCAGUGGGAAAUGUGGAAGAAUCUUUUCCAUUGUGACUAUUUCAAAGUUAAAUGUGUAGAAGAUGAGCAUACGGUGGAACUGUGUGGUGCUCUCAAAAAUAUUGUUGCGACUGGAGCAGGAGUCAUUGAUGGCCUUGGAUAUGGCGAGAAUACAAAAGCGGCAAUAAUAAGGCUUGGUAUGGUCGAAAUGAUGCUUUUUGCUAGAACAUUCUAUGACAAGGUACUUGAUAGUACAUUUCUAGAGUCAUGUGGUAUUGCUGACCUGAUAGCGACAUGCUAUGGUGGAAGAAAUAGACGCGUUGCAGAAGCCUUUGUCAAAACAGGAAAGAGCAUCUUUGAACUCGAAGAGGAAAUGUUGAAUGGUCAGAAGCUUCAGGGACCACAUACUGCUUAUCAGGUUUAUCUUUUGCUGAAAGACAAGAAGAUGGAGGACCAGUUCCCAUUGAUGAUAGCAAUAUACAGAAUUUUCUACGAGAAUGAACCCCCGUCGUAUCUCAUUGAAACUCUGUCAGAACAUUUCUAGAAUGUAGGUCAAGUCUUUAAAAUUCGUGUAUUCUUGAAGAUAUGUCGGUCGAUACAUUUUUAGAAAAACGUGUAUUAUGUGUAUGUAUGUAAUUAGGCCUAUGGUGUAUUUAGCAAAAAUUAUUUUUGUUAGGUCCUAUCUAAUUUCUUGAAAUAUAUUCAUUAGAACUUGCAAAAUCUAUUAGU
Rhopilema esculentum is the source of this 1613-nucleotide messenger RNA. RefSeq names its product glycerol-3-phosphate dehydrogenase [NAD(+)], cytoplasmic. Gene Ontology annotation, molecular function: glycerol-3-phosphate dehydrogenase [NAD(P)+] activity; protein homodimerization activity; NAD binding. Gene Ontology annotation, biological process: carbohydrate metabolic process; glycerol-3-phosphate catabolic process. NCBI's taxonomy places the organism in Eukaryota, Metazoa, Cnidaria, Scyphozoa, Rhizostomeae, Rhizostomatidae. The record is from RefSeq and is a predicted model, not a curated record. Gene Ontology annotation, cellular component: cytosol.